UUGUGGUCGGUUUUGGUUGGGUAACGUCAGCGCUGUCACAUUUCUGCUACACGUUCUCUAUUUAUCUAUUGCAAUUUCGCAAGUGACCGGUGUUUAGAAAUAAUAGUGUAUUCUUAAAUUAAUCAUGAUCUAUUCUACAUGGAUCAAUCAGUUUCACUCAGUAUUUUUAAUAUUUUUUUCCUUUGUCGGGUACGUUCAAUCUGAUGUGCCGAGACCUCGCGGGGUCUCUUUAUCUAAAGCACCGCUAUAUUCUCCGACAAAAGAUUUCACCUGUUUUGACGGAACAAUUACUAUACCGUUCAACUACGUAAACGACGAUUACUGCGAUUGCUUCGACGGAAGCGACGAGCCUGGCACCUCUGCAUGUCUAAAUGGCUUUUUCCAUUGCACCAACGCCGGUCAUCGACCGCAAAACAUUCCUAGUUCGAGGGUGAAUGAUGGUGUCUGCGAUUGUUGUGACGGUACCGAUGAGUACGCGUCAGGUGAAACAUGUGCUAAUACGUGUGAAGAACUAGGUCGAGAGGCGAGGGCUGAAGCUCAACGCCUAGCUGAGCUGUACAAAGCAGGUAGUCACCUAAGAUUAGAACUUAUAGAGAAAGGAAAUGCCAAACGUAAUGAGAUGGCAGAACAACUUCAACAGCUGGAAAAGGACAAAGCAGAGGCUGUACAAAUUAAAGACGAGAAAGAGAACCUUAAGAAUGACUUGGAAGCUAAAGAAAAUGAGGCUUUGAAAGUUUACAGAGAAGCUGAGGAACUGGAAAAACAAAAGAAAGCAGAAGAAGAGAGACAAAACUCAAUUAAAGAAGCACUGGAACACUUCAGUAAAUAUGAUGAAAACCAAGAUGGAGUAUUGUCAAUGGAUGAAAUAAUAAUAGCACAAGUGUUUGACAAAGAUAACAAUGGAAACCUUGAUGAGGAAGAGAUUAAAUACUUCUUUGGUGAGAAUGAAAAUAUUGACAAAGAAAUUUUCACUACCGCAACAUGGCCAUUGCUGAAACCUCUAUUGAUGGUCAAGGAUGGAUAUUUCAAGCCUGCUGGGGAAGAAGAAGACAUUGAACCUGAACAAGAAGCUGAUGCUGAGGAGGCUGGUGGUGACCUAGAAACUGAGUAUGGAGGUCAUGACGAUGAGGCCAGUGAGCUAGACCUCCCUCAAGAUGAUGCUGAAGAGCAUGAACAAGAAGUAGAAACAGAACAAGGAAAUGUGUAUGAUGAGGAAACUCAAAAACUUGUUGAUGAUGCCACUGAAGCUCGCAGGCAACAUACUGAUGCUGAACGUACAGUUAGGGAAAUAGAAGCUAACAUUAGGAAAAUCCAACAAAACCUUGAGAAAGAUUAUGGCUUGCAACAAGAGUAUGCCACUUUGGAUGGUGAAUGUUGGGAGUAUGAAGACAAGGAGUAUGUGUACAAAUUGUGUGUUUUCCAGAAAGUGACCCAGAAAUCAAAGAAUGGUGGUGCAGAAGUAGGCCUUGGAAACUGGGGAGAAUGGGCAGGUGUAGACCACAAUAAGUACUCUAUUAUGAAGUAUACAAAUGGUGUGGCCUGCUGGAACGGGCCGAGUAGAAUGACAACAGUACAUAUCAGCUGUGGCUUGGAGACAAAACUCUUAUCUGUCACAGAACCAUUCCGCUGUGAAUAUAAGAUGGAGUUUAGCACACCUGCAGCUUGUGAUGACUCCAGCCCUACUGGACAGCACUCAUCACAUGAUGAACUUUAAUAAUUCCAGUGUUGCAUUUCUCACACUCAUAUGUGAUGUGUUUAACACUUAAGUUACAAAAUGUAAAUCAGUCACCAUGCAUUAUCAUGUUUCUCUAAGGACAAGUCUCAAAUCACACUGAAUAAACACUCAUUUCAUGUAUGUACUGGAAAUCAAUCGGAAUUUAAUGUUAGCAUGAUAAAGUAGGAGAAUAACAAGUAGUAAAUUUAUUUUUGUUUAAGUGGAAGUGUUAAUGAUUUGGAAGAUUUUUUGGUACCUUCACAGUUUAUUGAUCAGUGUUUUGAUGUAAAGACUGAAAUAUUUAACAUCAUACAUUUAUUUCUCUCACAUUCCUCAAAUGCAAGGCUGUUUUAGUUUGAGUAGAAAAAAUAAAUUUUAAUGAAGUGAACAAAACAUUGUGAGUGAUCAAUAAAAUUAUUGUUUAAUAUUA
This is a messenger RNA of Helicoverpa zea (corn earworm), 2144 nucleotides long. RefSeq names its product glucosidase 2 subunit beta (gene GCS2beta). The transcript has a single exon. Gene Ontology annotation, biological process: N-glycan processing. Gene Ontology annotation, molecular function: calcium ion binding; protein binding. NCBI's taxonomy places the organism in Eukaryota, Metazoa, Arthropoda, Insecta, Lepidoptera, Noctuidae. The record is from RefSeq and is a predicted model, not a curated record. Gene Ontology annotation, cellular component: glucosidase II complex. The coding region runs from base 125 to 1714 and encodes 529 amino acids.